UCCAGAACAGACUGGUCUCACCUGCAGGACUGACCCCAGAUAUGAGGCUCCGUGUCUGGGCUGGAGCUCCGUGUCUCCUGCCCGUCCUCGGUCUUCUGAGUGUCCUUCAUGUCAAAGCACAGCAGCAGCCGCAGCCCAAAGAGAGACACUAUUACGUCGCUGCUGAGGAGAUAGACUGGGACUACUCUGGCAAUGACGCAAACAGGUCCGGUCCCUCCUAUAAGAAAGUGGUGUUUCGGGAGUAUGACAAAGACUUCAGACAGGCUAAGACUCAUCCCUCCUGGUUAGGUUUACUGGGACCCACACUGAGGGCGGAGGAGGGCGAGACCAUUGUCGUCACUUUCAGAAACAUGGCCUCCAGACCGCACAGCAUCCACCCACACGGGGUCGCUUACGGGAAACAGUCGGAGGGAGCCAACUACUUUGACAACACAUCACAGAAAGAGAAAGAGGACGACAUGGUGCAGCCCAACAGACAACAUGUUUAUUACUGGGAGGUGACGCCGGAUGUUUCUCCGCAGCCAAACGACCCCACCUGCCUCACCUACACCUACAUCUCACACAUAGAUUUUGUGGAGGACUACAACUCCGGCCUCAUCGGCGCUCUACUCAUCUGCAAGCCUGGCAGUCUGGAUGAGUCGGGGAAGCAGGCUGCCGUCUACCAGGAGUACGUGUUCCUAUUUGGGGUUUUUGAUGAGAGGGAGAGUCAGUACAAACCAAAAAGCCAUGCCGACCACGUCAAAUACACCAUCAACGGAUACACGAUGGGAUCGCUGCCUGAUGUCAGCAUGUGUGCCUACGCCUCCGUCAGCCUGCAUCUGCUGGGUAUGAGCUCAGAGCCUGAGGUGUUCUCGGUGCACAUGAACGGCCAGGUGCUGCAGCACAACGGCCACAAAGUUUCAUCAGUGGGCCUGAUCAGCGGCUCCACCGCCACCGCCAGCAUGGUGGCUCUGCACACGGGCCGCUGGCUGCUCUCCUCUCACACCAACAAGCACAUAGAGGUUGGCAUGCACGGUUUUGUGGAUGUGAUAAAGUGCGACGGCUUCAAUGCACCCCGGCGAAGGAUGACCAUUGAACAAAAACGACACAGCAGUGAGUGGACUUACUACAUAGCUGCUGAGGAAGUGACCUGGGACUACGCUCCUAAUAUGCCAGAACACGUUGACGAGGGCUUCAAGAUCCAGUACCUGAAACAGUCGUCAACACGUGUAGGUGCGAAGUACAAGAAGGCCGUGUACACGCUGUACAAAAACGAGUCAUUCACCGAAAGGAUAGAGUCCAAGCAAAGGAAGAGUGAGCUCGGCAUCUUAGGCCCAGUCAUCAGAGCACAAAUCAGAGACGUCAUCAAGAUUGUUUUUAAGAACAAGGCAUCCCGACCCUACAGCAUCUAUCCACACGGACUGACAAUAGAGAAGUCAGAAGAGGGAGUCAACUACCCGGCAGGAGGGAACCAGUCUCAUGGUGUUCAGCCAGGUGAGACACACACGUACGUAUGGAGGGUGGUCAACGAGGACGAGCCUUUCGACGCAGACUCUCGAUGCCUGACACGACUGUACCACAGCGCAGUGGACACACCACGUGACAUCGCCUCAGGACUCAUAGGACAGAUCCUCAUCUGCAAGAGUCGCUCCCUCAACAUCAGAGGUGUUCAGCUGAAAGCAGACAAGGAGCAGCAUGCUAUGUUGGCUGUGUUCGAUGAAAAUAAGAGCUGGUACCUGGAUGACAACAUUCGCCUAUAUUGCGACCGAUCCAGAGUCAACAAAGCAGACCCGGACUUUUAUCAAUCUAAUGUCAUGCACACAAUUAAUGGGUAUGUGUUUGAGAGCGGGCCACUUCUGGGAUUCUGCAAUGGUGAGGUUGCAACAUGGCACAUGUCCAGCAUUGGAGCGCAGGACUACAUCCAGACAGCAACCUUCUACGGCCAUACGUUUGAGCUGAACGGGCGGACAGAGGACUUCCUCAGCCUCUACCCGAUGACCGGAGAGACCAUCACUAUGAAUAUGGACAACAUUGGUGUCUGGCUCAUGGCUUCUCUGAAUUCCCAUGAGACAACCAAAGGAGUGCGGGUAAAGUUUCAGGAUGUUGAGUGCUUUCGGGACCGCCAGUACGAGUACUCCGACUAUUCAGAAGAGAACCCAGAAUUUACUUUGUGGAAUCCUUUGAGCUUGGACGAACUCAAGAAGAAAGACGAAGUAACACCAGAACCUAAAAAAGGAAAACCAGUGGCGAUAGACAUUUACACUGAGAUGUUUGCAGAUGAAUUAGGUCUAAGGUCCCUGAAGAACCAAUCUUAUGUAUCAGAUGUGGAGCUGCUAGACCUCUCUUUCCUCGACUAUGAUGCUGAUAUUGUGCCUGACGGAGAAACGAAUAUAAUCGGUAACUUCCCAGAGACAAUGAAUGGAAACGAGACAUCUGUUGCAAAGCCAAAUACACUAAAUGACACACAUCUGCAAAACAGUAGUAUGCCUUCAACUUUUGACAAUUCGUCUGCACACAAACCUGAGAAUGCAACAAUUUCUGGUAGCCCAGAUGUAUUGAUAAAGAAUGACAGCAUACAUUUUGAUGCUAUGACGUUUCACACAAAGAAAAUCAUAAACAUGGAUGAUAACCAGACUUCUGUGGGUGGUAUCUUGUCAGAGGGCUCUGAGGAAAGACUCACCAGAGGGGAUGUGUUCUCGUACUCUGUGCCUCCAUCCAAUUCCAGCACUAACAAUCUCCACAGUGCACCAGAGGGCAAUGCCACAACAGGUGAAACUGGAGAGUUUGAGGUGGAGGGCAAAGACAACAAAACCACUGGCAAUGACUCUUUGAGCACCACAGCAGAACCGUAUCUUCAAGUGAACUCCUCUGAAAUUACUCCAACCAAUUCCAGCCUUGAAAAUGUAACAAAUGAUUUGCUCAUGACCGCGCCAACAGUGAACAUCACUGUGAAUAUGUCCAGAUCAAAUUCAUCAGGGGAGAUUAGUUCAGAAAGUAUGAAGAAUGUCUCAAACCCUCUUGGUGAGUUUAGCAAUGCAGCUUCUGCAGUCCCCAAUGAGACAACCCUGUCCCUCUCCAGCGAUACAGCACAAAAAAAUGACUCUGAAAACUACGAAAACAGUGGCACUGAGUCUGUGAUCAGCGCAGCAGAGCCAGGGAACGACCUUCAAAUGAAUUCCUCUGAAACUGUUAGUUUUUCUGCAAAUUCCAGCCUUGAAAAUGUCACCAAAUCCUCAUCAAAUUCAUCAGAGAUUAGCUUAGAGAGUAGGACGAAUGCCUCAGCUCCUCAUAGUGAGUCAAACCAAACAUUUUCUGCAACAAGUUUCUCCAAUGACACCAACCUCUCCAGCAAUGCAGAAAGAAAGAUCAGUUCAGAGGAGCUAAGUGCCUCGGAUAGCAGUGAGGAAGAAGAAGUGCAUAUCUACCUCACAGAUAAGAAUACACAGGUGAUUAAAACAACCUCCGUCAAAACGCCAGGCCACAACUGGACUUACGAUGGAACACAUCAACUGGAACCCGUGGAUAUUCCUGACUACAUGAUCAAAUAUUUAGGGAAAGAAACCCCUCAAACAACGAUGCCACCUCCGAAAAAGAAGACCAGGAAAGUGAACUUACGACAGAGGCCGCAGAAGGGCCACGGCAUGAAAACAAGGAAAAGAAAAGAGUACAAGCCUCAGGCCAGGAGCGGCCUACCCUUCUCUCCUCGGGGGUUCAAUCCAGGCAUGACCCCCCGUGGGUCUCGACCGCUUUCACCGCAGCCUGUCUCUGAUGAGGAGGAGCUCAUUAACAUGCCUGUAGUCAUCGGUGUGCCCCGCCCUGAUUUCAGCGACUACGAGCUGUAUAUUCCUGGGGACGAACCAGCUCAUCUGGGGCCAGAUACGAUAGAUUUGAAAGCAGAUGAAUAUGAGUAUGUGACCUACAUUGACCCCUACAGCAGCCACGAGGACGUCAAGAAUUUCAACCUGGAUGACACCACCAAAUACUACUUAAAAUUCUCAGGCCCGAAUGUCAGAACUUAUUUCAUCGCAGCAGAGGAGGUUCUGUGGGACUAUGGCGGCUACGGACAUAAGAGACAAGACAAGGUACAACUAAACAGCCGAGAAACUAAGUUCACCAAGGUGGUUUUCCGAGGUUACAUGGACAGCAGCUUCAGCACGCCUGACAUCCGUGGAGAGAUAGACGAGCAUCUAGGCAUCCUGGGACCUGUCAUCAAGGCGGAGGUCGGGCAAAGCAUCAUGGUGGUGUUUAGGAACAAUGCCAAACGUCCGUACUCUUUACACCCGAACGGGGUUACCUACACCAAGCAGACAGAGGGCCUGAACUAUGAGGAUGGCUCUAAGUACUGGUACAAAUAUGACAACGAGGUUCAACCCAACACCACAUUCACAUACAUGUGGAAGGUCAGUUCAAUGGUUGGGCCAUCGCCAGACGAGUCUCAAUGCCGGACCUGGGCCUACUAUUCAGGCGUUAACCCUGAGCGGGAUAUCCACUCUGGCCUGAUUGGACCUUUGCUGGUGUGUCGAGAAGGAACCCUAAAAGAGGAGAUAACAGACACGAGGGAGUUCACACUGCUUUUCAUGACCUUCGAUGAGUCGCACAGCUGGUACUACGAGAAAAACCACGAGAUGAUACAGAGGAGGAGCCGAAGGAGAUUUAUGGACCCCAACUUCAAGGAGAACCUCAAGUUCCACUCCAUCAAUGGCAUUAUAUACAGCCUGAAGGGCCUGAGGAUGUAUACCAACCAGCUGGUGCGCUGGCACCUGAUCAACAUGGGCUCUCCCAGAGACUUUCAGAGCAUCCACUUUCAUGGACAGACGUUCCUCCACAAGAAGAUCACCAGCUACAGACAGGCUGUCUACCCACUGCUGCCUGGGAGCUUUGCUACUCUGGAGAUGAAUGCAUCCAGACCUGGCCUGUGGCAGCUGGAGACAGAAGUUGGUUUUAACCAGAAGAAGGGCAUGCAGACCCUCUUUCUGGUUCUGGAUAAUGACUGCUCCCGCCCGCUGGGCUUAGAAUCAGGCAGCGUUAAAGACAGCCAGAUCACUGCCAUCAACACCAGAGGAUACUGGGAGCCCUAUCUGGCCAGACUCAACAAUGGUGGUAAAUACAAUGCAUGGAGCACCGAGCAGAGCAACAGCUGGAUUCAGGUGGACUUCCAGCGGCCAGUUGUGAUCAGCCAGGUGGCCACUCAAGGAGCGAGGCAGAUGUUCUACUCCCACUACGUCGACAAGUACGUGAUCUCCUACAGCACUGACCGCAGGAAGUGGAUCUUCUACAAGGGCGACAGCAAGGAGCUCAGGAAGGUAUUCGAUGGUAACCGGGAGGCGUACGAGGCAAAGACAAACACCUUCUUUCCUCCUGUAGUUGGGCGGUUCAUUAGGCUCCAUCCCAUCAGCUGGCACAACACGGCAACAGUCCGCAUGGAGUUUUACGGCUGUGAGCUUGACGGCUGCUCGGUGCCUCUGGGGAUGGAGAGCAGACUGAUAGAAGACCAUCGCAUCACAGCCAGCUCCACAGCCUACAGCUGGUACUCUGGACCCUGGAGACCCUCGCUUGCACGACUCAACAAACAAGGCACCAUAAAUGCAUGGCAGUCUAAGCAUAGAGACAUGAAUCAGUGGCUUCAGGUGGAGCUGCCCAAAGUCGAGAAGAUCACGGGGAUCAUCACGCAAGGAGCCAAAGCUCUGGGAACAGAGAUGUACGUCAUGUCCUACCAUCUGCAGUACAGCCACAGCGGGAUACACUGGAUCAAGUACACAGAUGAUGAGAACGUCCCUUACAAGACAUUUAUGGGAAAUACAAAUAACAACGACCAUGUGAAGAACUACAUCUACCCUCCUAUCUUCUCCCGUUUCAUCCGAAUCGUCCCCAGAAGCUGGACCAACUCCAUCACCAUGAGAAUAGAGCUGCUGGGCUGCGAAUUUGAGUGAUGAUACCAGUUGCAUCAUUAGACCUGAGCAUCCGAGACUACAGCCCCGAAUGUUUUAUAAAUAGCAGCGGAUAUAUAGUUUAGAGCAUAUGAAUAGGCCUAAGGGACUGUUCUUUAUUUAUCUGUGGAGGGGGGUGGCUGUUUGUUUUUGUUUGUUUUGUUUUUUUACCCUCCCCAAAGCUACAAGUAUCUUUUCCUUGAUCGUCCUUGAGUGUGUGUCUGUCCCGAAUUAUGUGCUCAAGGACUGUCAAAAAUGUCAAAAUUCAACAGUAAUUUCCGUUUUUGCAGUUUCCGGCUGUAAUAAAUGAUGUAAAAAAAAAAAAAAAAAAA
Messenger RNA from Plectropomus leopardus (leopard coralgrouper), 6238 nucleotides. It is a transcript of the gene f5, whose product is annotated as coagulation factor V. Gene Ontology annotation, cellular component: plasma membrane. The record is from RefSeq and is a predicted model, not a curated record. Gene Ontology annotation, molecular function: oxidoreductase activity; copper ion binding; signaling receptor activity. Lineage: Eukaryota; Metazoa; Chordata; Actinopteri; Perciformes; Serranidae.